Messenger RNA from Plasmodium gaboni, 5364 nucleotides. Its product is annotated as putative zinc finger protein. Gene Ontology annotation, molecular function: ubiquitin protein ligase activity; protein binding. The transcript has a single exon. The record is from RefSeq and is a predicted model, not a curated record. NCBI's taxonomy places the organism in Eukaryota, Apicomplexa, Aconoidasida, Haemosporida, Plasmodiidae. Bases 1 to 5364 code for a protein of 1787 amino acids. Gene Ontology annotation, cellular component: nucleus. Gene Ontology annotation, biological process: mRNA processing; protein ubiquitination; ubiquitin-dependent protein catabolic process.
AUGAGUUUAUCAAAUUCAAGCGAAAAAGCUAACCAUAAAAAUAUGGAGGAUGAUUUAAAUGUAGGAGAAAAUAAUAAUAAUAAUAAUUUUAUAUCAAAUGAUGAUGGUAGUUUUAUUGAUGAUAAUAAUAUAAUUGAAGACGAGUGUAUUACUCCUAAAGAUGAUGAAGAAAAUAUAAAUUCUAAAAGAAAAAAAAAGAUUGGAAAAAUGAAUAAUGAGGAGAAUAAAAAUAUAAGAUUAGGAAGAAGAAAUGAUCAAUCUAGAUGUGACCAAGGAAACACAACAAAUUAUCUUCAACAAAAUAAUAAUGCAAAUAUUAAUUCUGUAAGCAAUGCCUUACAUAAUGUGAUAAAUGAAGUAAUGAAUAGUUGUGUGGCUCACAUAAAUAAUAAUAAUAAUAUGAAUAAUAAUAAUAUAAAUAAUAUAAAUAAUAAUCGCUCAACCUUUAACCAUUUAAAUUUUAACAUGUUCUCUCUUAAUAAUAAUAAUACUUGCAACUAUAACAACGAUACGAAUAAUUAUUUUUUACAAGACGGAGUACAUGUAGAAAGUAAUAACGCCGAUGAAGACCAAGUUCAAGAACAGAACGAUGAGGGAGAAGGAAACCAUGUUGAUCAAGAAGGACAUAGAAAUAGACACAGACAGAGACAAGCACAGAGACGAAGAACACAACAUGAGCGUGAAGAUAAUCAUAGAAAUGUAAAUGAAGAACAAAAUGACGAAAAUAAUAAUAAUAAUAAUAGUCCAAGUGACGAACAAAAUACUAGUGAAAAUGAAGAUUAUAAUAAUAAUGGAGAUGAUAAUAAUCAUGAUAAUAAUGAAGAUGAUGAUGAAGAAAAUGAAAACGAUGAUGAUCUUGACGAUGAACAUAACGACGAACAAGAGGAUGAACAUGAUGAUGAUGAUCAAAAUAAUGACCAAUUAAAUUUACAACAUCUUAAUGUCUUAUCAGAAUAUGAAAGAAGAAAUAACAUACAAAAUAGAAGUAAUCAUCUAAAUAAUAGCAACAUUAUGAAUAAUAAUAAUAAUAAUAGUAAUAGUAAUAAUAAUUUUAUUAAUAACAUAAUUAAUAAUAAUCUAAAUCAACUUAAUGGUAUCCAUAAUAAUAAUGCGAAUCGUUAUAAUGAUGCAUUAGAAAGAUAUAAUUUAUCAAAUAGUAAUUCAAGUGUAAUUCUUAAAAAUGAUAAAAAAAAAAAAAAUAAUAACACCACCACCAACAAUAAUAAUAAUAAUAGUAAUAACACGAACAAUAAUAAUAAUACUAACAGUAAUAAUAAUGAUAAUAAUAAUAAUAAUAAUAAUAAUAUUACAAGUAACAAUAAAUCCUUAUCACAUAUCAAUACUUUAAAUAGCUCUAUUGUAGAUAACCUAACGCAAUAUUUACAAAAAGAAUUAACAUGCCCAAUUUGUUUAGAUUAUUUUUAUCUACCUGUAACGAUGAAUUGUGGACAUACCUUUUGUCGUUAUUGUAUUGGACAUAAUAAAUUGAAUGGUAAAAAUUGUCCUUUAUGUAGACAGCCAUUAGGAAAUACUGCAUGCAUAAAUACUAUAAUUUCUAAUUUGGUUCGUAUAUAUAAUUUGAGAAGAAAAUCUUUAAAAAUAUAUAAAUCCAUAGAGAUAGUUAAUACUGUUGAUGAAAUGUGGUGGAAUGAAAAUUUCAUAAAACCUCAAGUUAGUGUUUCUUUAUUCUUAAGAAUAUUUUUACAUGAUAUGAUUUCACCUCCUAUAUUUUUUGAUGAUCUAACAUCAUGUGUUAUUGAUUUCUUUACUGUUAAUAAACUAUGGUCCAAAGCUAAAUGGGUAUUUAAUAUAAAAGAUUGUAGAGUUUUUUCAGAACUUAUUGGAUAUGAUAAAGAUGAUAAAGAAACAACCAGUGAGAGAUUACAUGCUUGGGUGGAACGUUAUAUAACACAAAAUCCAUCUAUGUGUAUGAGAAAAGAUGAAAAAAUUAUUUUAAAAUUAUAUCAAGAUAGAACCCAUAGAAUAGAUAGCCAUGUUUUUGAUUCAUCUGUUCUACCUAAUCGUUUACCUUGGGAUGGAGGUAGACAUGCAAAAAGUUUAAUUCACAUGCCACAUUCAUCAGUAUCCUUAUCACAUUUAUUAUUUGUAAAAGCAGAAAAUAAUAAUAUAGGUGUAGUAGAUUGUGGUUCAACUAUAGGUACGAUGAUUAAGGUAAAUAAUUAUCAUGUAUUAAAAGAAGGGGAUGUAAUACAUAUAGGUGAUAGAUUAGAAGUUACAGUAUCUAUUGAUAAAAAUACAGCAGGUAUGCCAUAUAAAGGAUAUGUAUGGAAUAAAAAUGCAAAUAAAGUAUUAGAUAGACAUGAAUUAAAUGAAUUAAUUAAAAUGGAAACAAAUAGUAAUCAAGAUAUAUUCAUAACAGAAGAUCAAAUACCUUCUUAUUGUGAAAAUAUAGAAUCUAACUUAUUGAUUAAAUUCGAUUUUGGUACUACCAAAGAAGAAAUUACACCCAAAACUGAAUAUAUAGAUCCUAAAGGUGUUGUAUUAGGAAGAGGUCCAUAUGCUCAAUCAAGUUAUAAAAAAAUAUCAGUGACCAAUUCUAAUGGAUAUGUAUCUAGAGAACAUUGUUUAAUUUAUUAUGAUGGAUCAAAAGAUGCUGGUGAAAGAUGGUUAUUAAGAGAUACAAGUACAUUGGGAACAUUUCUUAAAAUAAAACCAUUUUCAAAUCCAAUCCCUUUGCCUAUAGGAUCUAUAUUUAAGGCUGGUCAGUGUAAAAUAGAAGUAUGUUCUCAUGACUCGGCUCAGUUUAUUCAGUACCCUGAAAGAUCCAUAUCCAUGCAUAACACAAACAACCCCCCCAACAAUGACAACAACAAUAAUAAUAAUAAUAAUAAUAAUAAUAAUAGUAAUAAUAAUAAUAAUAAUAAUAAUGACAAUGAUAGUAAUAAUACAAAUAACAACAAUAACAAUAAUAAUAAUAACAAUAAUAAUAACAAUAAUAAUGGUGGAAGUAAUAAUAGCAGUGGAAGCACUAACCAUAAUGGAAACAAUAACAGCGCAAAUAAUAACAAUAAUAGCAACAACAAUAAUAAUAAUAAUAAUAAUGCACAUAAUAACAGUGCAAAUAAUAAUAAUAUUCAAAAUGUUCCAAAUAGUAACCAUGCUAACCACAAUCAUUCAAACGAUAACAAUAAUAAUAACAAUAACAAUAAUAAUAACAAUAAUAAUAACAAUAAUAACAGUAAUAACAAUUAUAGAAGUAACCAUGGUCAUACAUGUAUUUCAAAUAAUUCUUAUCAUCGUAAUUCUGGAAGCACAAAUAAUUAUGCAAACAAUAAUAUGCAUUCCAGUUAUAAUAAUAUAAUCAAUGGUAUUUAUAAUUAUCAAAAUAAUUCAAGAAAUUUAAAUAACUCAUCAUCAUUCGGUAUGACAAAUAUACUACAAGAUAAUUCUCUCCUUGAAAAUAUGUCAAACGUUGUUAAUCAAAAUAACAACUUUGAGGCCAUUGUUCAAAAUUUAUUUCAAAGAAAUGUAAACACAUUAGGAAGGGAAAAUAAUGUUUCUGUAUUCUCAUCAAGAAAUGAACAAAUACGCCCAAAUAAUAAUCACAAUAAUAAUAAUAAUAAUAAUAGUAGUAACACUCAUAAUAGUAACAAUAAUAAUAACCAUUGCAAUCAUGGAGAUACCUACUUUUAUAACUAUCUUCGUUAUAGUGUUAAUAACAAUGGACGCAACAAUAACAACAGCGGUAGCAUUGAAUAUUUUAAUGAUAACGAAGAAAGUGAUAACAACAAUAAUAAUAAUAGUAGAGAAAGAAACAAUAAUAGAUCCAAUAUAAAUGAUUCCAGCAUUGUAGAAAAUCACCAACAUUAUCACCACAAUAAUAAUAAUAAUAAUAACGAUAAUAAUAAUGAUGAGCAUGAUCAUAAUAACAACAAUAGUAGUGGUCAUUCUAACAAUAAUAAUAAUAAUAGUAAUAAUAGUAAUAGUAAUAGUAAUAACAAUAGUCAUGGUAAUUCACAAAAUAGUAACCAUAGUCAUAAUCAUAGUAGUGGUCACAAUAAUUAUAACAAGAGUCACAGUAAUAAUCACAACUGUAAUCAUCUUAAUAUUAACAACUUUGAUUACUCCUUUAAUGUUAAUACUAGACCUAGAGAACUUGUAUUUAAUUCUAGAUUAGGUAUUUGCUUUAUUAAAAAUAAAAAUUCAGAAAUACAAAUACCACAAUUACAUUGUAGUUUAAAUAGUAACCCUAAUAAUAUGAACAAUUUUAUUAAUAGUAAUAAUAACAAUCAUAAUUUUAUUCCUUACAGUUUAGAUCAAAGCAAUAGUAAAUAUGAGAAUAAUGUUUCUUUUAUAAAUAAUAAUAUGAUUAAUAAUAUGAAUAAUAAUAUGAAUAAUAAUAUGAAUAAUCAACAUGAUGAAAUCUUGGAUAAUACUAAUUCCUUCUUUAAUAUAGACAGUUUUAAUUCAGAAAGGAGAAAUAUAAAUAUAAGUGCAAAUAUAAAUUCAAUCUUUAAUAAUAUUAAUAUGGAUAGUCCUAGUUUAGACAAUCGAAUAAAUAUGGGUUCAAAAGAAAGUUUACAAAAUGGUCCUAUAAGAAAUAUGCAUUCAUUGAAUACAAAUAAAAAAUCUGAUAAACCCAAAACUAAUGAUGUUUAUAAAAAUAUUAAUAAAAAUAAUAUAGAAAGAAAAAAUAGUAAAAAUGGACUUAAGAAGUUUCUAAUGAAUAAUAACAAAUUAGAUUUUUUAUUAAAAAAAAAAAGAAAUCACUCUGAAACUUUUCAUUAUACAAAUCAAAUGAGUACAACACAAGAUGAAGAAGAAUCAGCAUCUAAUAAUAUAAAUUCAACAAAUUAUUCAGAAGCUAGUGGUAUAUAUAAUGAAAUGAAUUCUCUUAAAUUAAUUUAUAAUUAUAUUAAUAAUUUAAAUAUAAAUAAUAAAAAGACCAAUGUAUCCAAUAAUAAUAUUAUAGAAUGUAAUAGCGAUUUGAAAAUAGAAAAUAAUGCAAAUACAAAAAAUUUAAAUUCAAUAAUAUGUUCUGGAGAAUUUAAUCAUAUAACCGAGAGCAAUCAUAAUAAUAAUAUGAACCAUAUGAAUAGUAUGAAUAAUAUGAACAAUAUGAAUAGUAUGAAUAAUAUGAAUAAUAUGAACAAUAUGAACAAUAUGAACAAUAUGAACAAUAUGAAUAAUAUGAAUAAUAUGAAUAAUAAUAUAAAUUCGCAUAAUCAUAAUAAUAACCUAAACAACACUAACAGUAACCCUUUUAAUGAACUUAAUCAUUCUUAUAAUAAUAUUAAUGAUCCAAUAAUUAUAGAUGAUAUAAAAACAAAAAAACUUUUAUUUUCCGACCAUAACAAUGUUAAUGAAAAUUCAUUUUUUCAAUCAAUCAAAAUGAAUAAUUAA